UCUCACCCAUUCUAUUGAUUAAUAAACCUAGAGAAGAAACAGUGGAGCCCAGAGACAGAAAAGAAUACAAGAGAUAGAACUCCUUCCUUUCAAAAUUACAUCAAGCCUGCCUUCUUAUUUGUUGAGAUGAUACAGCAUUACAGCAAAUCCUUUUGUUUUCUUUAAAUUGACAUAAAAACCCAAUCUUUUCUCACUACGGGGUUUCCCUCCUUAACACCAAGCUCUCACCUUCUUUUCCUGCUGGUGUGAUAGAGAAUAUUGUGGAAGUAUUUUCCGCAGAUCUCUCUGUUACAGUGGGGGAAUAGAAAAAGGCUAAGAUGUAUGAAGGUGAAGGAAUCUUCUUCUAAUGGGAAAUCCGAUGGUUCUAUGAUGAAGAGGAAAACAGUUAGAGUUGAUAAUAAUAAGGGGACUAUUUCUCCUCCCCAUCGUUCCAACAGGGACUUGGGGACAGCUAGGUCUAGUGCGAACGAGUUUAGAAAGCCAAUGACAUCAUCAUCUCCUGAGAAAGAGGACCGGUAUUACACCACAAGAGGGUCGGUUGGAUUGGAUGAUCAUACCAAGGUUCUUCCGAAACCAAAGGAGGAGAAGAAGUUCGUGUGGCCCAAGCUACUCGUCACAUUGUCUAGCAAAGAGAAGGAAGAGGAUUUUAUGGCAAUGAGAGGUACCAAACUUCCUCAGAGGCCUAAGAAAAGGGCGAAGUUGAUUCAACGAACAAUUCUUUUAGUGAGUCCAGGUACAUGGUUAUCUGAUCUGUGUCAAGAGAGGUAUGAGGUGAGGGAAACUGAAAAGAAGACAUCCAAGAAGAAGCCAAGAGGGUUGAAGGCCAUGGGAAGCAUGGUAAGUGAUUCAGAAUAGGAUUUGGACGAAAAGACAGAAGCAUCUCCCCUUAGGUUGGGAUGUGAUUUUGGUGCUUCUGUUUUGUUGAAGCAGCAAAGAGAUUGCAAGAUUUUGAAUGGCUUCUAUUCUCUUAUCACAUAUGAUGAUUGGUGGGGCUCUUGGGUCUUUUCCCCUUUACAUCUUUGGCUUUCUUUUUUGAAUUUCCAUUCACUAUAUUUGUUGUAUGGAUUCAGUCAUAAAGAUGCUUCCACCCCUUUACAUCUUUGGCUUUCUUUUUUGAAUUUCCAUUCACUAUUUUUACUUUAAUUAUUUUUUCCAUAUGUCCAUAGCUGUCACGGGUGCCUAUAUGGUACAUCCGGGUGUACGUACACCCGGCCCAACUAAGGGAGACAUCCCAUUAAUUGAUUCAGGCCAAAACAAAUUCGGUGGCAUUUUUUUAAUAUAAGCGAAAAUGGACGGAUUCAGCUAAAUGAGCAAUAAUGUACUUUUAAUGAGUAUCAGACCUAUUUUAUUGAGCAUCUGCGAAUUUAAUGUAGUAUAAUAAUUUUAAAAUAUGCAUUAUUGAUAUGGCAUUUUAAAAUGAGCAUACCAUUACUACCAAAUGAGCAUACAUAACUUACGAAAUGAGUAUCAAAAAAUUUAAAAACGCAUUUUUGUGUGCUCAAUCAUUUUGGACGUUUUACUCAUUUGAAUUUAACAUAAAACUCAUUUCAUUUGUGUAUUCAUAUGACAUUUUAAAAUGAGCAUAAAACGAAUAUUAAAUGAGCAUACGUAACUUACACAAUGAGAUAUAGAAAAUCAAAGCACUUCUUAAGAAUGAACUGUCAGCUCUGGAGGUCCCUAUUAUCACAAGCAUAUACGUAUAUUAAUUGUCAAUUGAGUAUAUCUAACAUGUUCACAACUUAAUUAAAUUAGCAAAUUGAGGUGAUGAUGGAUCCCUCUUCUUAAGCAUGAGCUGAAAGCUCUGGAGGUCCCUAUUAUCACUUGCAGGCACGUCUGCAACUAAUCUCAAACAGAGGAACAGCCUGGGAGAAGGAAUCUGGGGCAGCGCAGAUGCUGAAGAUGGAUUGGGAGAAGUUGAUAAUAAUUUAAAAAAUACCCGGAUGUACGGUCCUCACCGUUCAUCCGGGUGUAUGAUAUAAUUUGCGUAGCUGUCACAUGUUCUUCUAUAAAACAAGAAAUAAUAAAACAUUCUGUUUACAUUAAUAUUUAUCUUUUAAAUAUGUCUUAUUUACACAGC
Molecule: messenger RNA, 2077 nt
Organism: Cuscuta europaea
Lineage: Eukaryota; Viridiplantae; Streptophyta; Magnoliopsida; Solanales; Convolvulaceae
Source: the annotation of a GenBank genome assembly